Lasiodiplodia theobromae is the source of this 885-nucleotide messenger RNA. RefSeq names its product Ph domain-containing protein. Lineage: Eukaryota; Fungi; Ascomycota; Dothideomycetes; Botryosphaeriales; Botryosphaeriaceae. The transcript is spliced from 3 exons. The record is from RefSeq and is a predicted model, not a curated record. Bases 1 to 885 code for a protein of 294 amino acids.
AUGGCGGCCGUCGUCGGAAAAUACGCGGCGAAGAAGAUGCUGGGCAAGCAGAUGGACAAGUAUCGCGACAAGGAUGUUGUUCCCUAUGACCCUUACUACGAAAUGGUCCCAAAGGACCCUCGCAAGCCCAACGGCAAGAUGAAGAAGGUCAAGAAGCAAAUUCCGGACUACAUCCCCGAGCAUGACGCCAUCGUGCUCGCAAAAGCCCGUCAGCGCGCCUACUGGCUCGAUUGCGCACUUUUCAGUCUUUUUGGCCAGCGCUUCGGCUGGGGCAGCGUCAUCGGCCUCGUCCCUGCAGCUGGCGACGCUGCUGACAGUGCUCUCGCAUUGAUGCUGUACUGGCGCAUGACGCGCGUCGAGUGCAAGCUCGGCUUCGGCACCCACCUGCACAUGCUCAUCAACAUCGCUUUCGAUUUCCUGAUCGGAUUCAUCCCCCUUCUGGGCGACCUGAUGGACGCCAUGUACAAGGCGAACUCGAAGAACGUGCGCUUGCUCGAGCAACGCCUCGACGAGAUCUACAAGCCCAAGGAGUCCUCCAAGAAGCGCAACCGCCGCAGCAUGCUCGACGCCUACACUCCCGCCGGCACCGUGCUCGAGGAGUUCAGUGACAACGAAAACGACCACGUUCUCGCCCGCCUCGCUCAGUACGAUGAGGAUGGCCGUCCCAUCAAUGGCGACGGCGUGCACGAACGCUACGAGCCCAGGCGCCCUGAGCAUGCCCGCCACAGCCACGAGAAGAGGGGUGGCUACGCCCCAGACAGGCACCCGAGCCACAACAAGCCCAGCCGUGGCUGGUUCGGCGGCAGCCGCCGCGAGCCUGAGCAUGACCUCGAGAGAGGCGAAAAGAGGGAAUACCGUCGGGAUGACAGGCGCGACCGCCGCUAA